AUGGAAUCAGCACCGACGGGAUGCUUCAAAUGUGGCCGUCCGGGUCAUUGGUCUCGCGAUUGCCCAUCCUCGGCUCCGGUCGCCGGCAAUGUCGAUUCUUCUUCCACUCCAUCUCAAACCCCUAAUAACGAAUCUCAGAGAUCUUUCGCCAAAAGUGGAAAUCCCGCCGCCGGAAGAUCCGUAGGGCCUGUACCCAAAGUGACGAAGACGAGAGUUCAAAGGCCUAAGCUAACACCUGAUCUGCUGCUCUCGGAGGAUGGUCUCGGCUACGUUCUUCGGUAUUUCCCUAAAUCCUUCAAGUAUCAUGGCCGAGGGAAAGAGGCAAGUCGUUUUUCUCCGUUUUUCCUUCCUUUUUAUUCGCCGAUUCUAUAG
Messenger RNA from Thlaspi arvense, 372 nucleotides. The record is from the annotation of a GenBank genome assembly. NCBI's taxonomy places the organism in Eukaryota, Viridiplantae, Streptophyta, Magnoliopsida, Brassicales, Brassicaceae.